AUGUCAACGGACCUCGAUCCUGGUUGGGAGAAACGAAAGAGGGAUAAAUUCCCUGUUGUUUUGAAUGCGAAUGACUCCUCGGCAUUGCCUGGUGUUAAAUUUCUGUCAGAUUUGCUGAAGCCAAUUGAUGUCAAGCGCCAAACUGGUUUCAGUGAUAACGAUCUUCCCCAACCUUUCCGUAUGGCGAAAUCUUACGCUCAUGUCCCUCACGAGUUUCUCGCACCAGAUGGCUUCCCAAGCACGGGCAAUUGGCUUAAUCCCGCCUGCCAAUUUGCUGUACUUGGGCCUGAUGGGAUUUUGGGGAAAGGAAGACUUGUGCAAAGGGCUUUGGAUUACUUCCACGAGCAGGGUUAUGAAAAUGUACCCGACCCAAUGCCACUUUCUGUGAAGACACAUGGUGAUAAAAAAACCGGGACUCGCUAUCCUGCAAAGGCUGCCAUGUUCAUGGCUGCAAAGCAGGCCGAUCAGUCCGCCCACUCGGUGAAGAGAACUUUUGAUCGCAAGUUCACCAGGUUCAACGACCCAAUUCUACCAUUCGAAUCCCACGAAAGGACCAUGGAAAUCAUCUCAAAUCUCUAUACCGUUGUCACUCACGGUUGUGGACAAUUCGUUGAUCGGGAAUCAAAGAAGCUCAUCUGCACCUUUUCUUAUGAGGACUUGGAAUCUAUUACAUCUGAGGAACGUGAUGAACACCAAAAGGACGUAAAUACCAUAUUAAUGGCUACAAAGUUAUUCAGAAGGUUACCACUUCCUCCUAAAGAAACUAUCCUAAAUGCACCGGCUAUAUCGACUGCUCCUACAUCAUCUUCCAGGAUUAAAGUACCCUUUGCUGACGUAACGCAAGCUCUCAUGGACGAAACCCUGCCCCGGUGCCUAACUCCUUAUGAAAAUCAAACGCCAUCCCCUCUUACUUCAUUGGCCUCUUCACCCCUAAGUUCUCUCCCACCUUUGGAAUGCGGGGAUACCGAAAUGAUUGAUGUUAUGGUUAAUGCCCCUUCCAAGGCCUCACCUGCUGAUCAUAUUCAUUCAUCACCACUCUCCUCAGUCGAUUCAUCGCCUCUAUCUUCACUCCCACCUUCGGAUUCCGAGGACACUGACAUGGAGGAUAUCGAGGAAUCCGUUAGGGAUCAUGCUGAAGACCCUACUACACAUUUAGAUCAGAGUUCGACCGCGGUGAAGCCCAAGAAAGCCAGGACAACGAAUGGAGCCCUAUAG
Messenger RNA from Melampsora larici-populina 98AG31, 1215 nucleotides. RefSeq lists its product as uncharacterized. Bases 1 to 1215 code for a protein of 404 amino acids. The transcript has 5 exons. The record is from RefSeq and is a predicted model, not a curated record. Lineage: Eukaryota; Fungi; Basidiomycota; Pucciniomycetes; Pucciniales; Melampsoraceae.